This is a messenger RNA of Acaromyces ingoldii, 2353 nucleotides long. RefSeq lists its product as hypothetical. The record is from RefSeq and is a predicted model, not a curated record. The transcript has 7 exons. Lineage: Eukaryota; Fungi; Basidiomycota; Exobasidiomycetes; Exobasidiales; Cryptobasidiaceae. Bases 1 to 2187 code for a protein of 728 amino acids.
AUGUCGGCCUCGACCUUGCCCUCACCGCACCCAGCACUCCCGCACCCAGCUACUCCACCGGUCUCAAUUCCGUCUAGCAUCACGACCAAGAUCGCUAUUUUUGCUUUGCCCUCGAUUGCAGCUCAUACUUUGAUCCUGAUGGAGGCCUGUCGCACAAUCCCAUGCGAAUGGCGUAUGUACAGGCGAGCCUUGAAGCGUGGCCGUCUCAACGCGGCUGAAAUACUCUUCCUCGCCAUAAAGUACUUUGCGAUCGUUGCAUACAGCUUAGACGCCGUCAUCAAAUGGACCACCUUGCCACACUCAGGAAAAGAGUGUGGUGCAAUCUCUUGGGCUUCUCAUGCGUUCAUGCACUCGUGCAUCAGCCUCGUUGCUCUGGCUGUAGCUUGGCGCGCUCACAUCAUCUUUCACCGGUCGAAGCUAUCGCUCAUUAUCUUGUCGUUAGCACUCGCUGGCCAGAUCGCAGUUAAUGCCACCUCGAUGGGUAGGCAGCUCAAAUGGUCCGUGUACAGAGAAGGGUAUUGCAACAUCAACCCGCGCAAGUGGACCCGCCAGAGCUACCAUGCAAGACCUUGGUAUAUGUUUAUUACGCCCUGGAACGUCUUUUACAACGCCAUGUUCGACUUGGCAAUCGCCGUCGCCACCUCCUACCGGCUCAUCAAGACGACCAGGGGCUUGAACGGCUUGACGCGCAUCUCGAAGCUCCUCUUCUACAACAACGUGCACUACGUGCUCAUCGUCUGCUCGGCCAACUUGUUCGACUUUGUCGUCACCGCCACAGGCAGGGACAAGUGGCCCACUUUCUUAAUCACGGUCUUUGCACUUCAAAUUUGCGCCGUCUUGGACAUGCUAUCGAGCGAGCAGGACGCCGUCCACUCCGGAGGGAACAGCCUUCCCAGAAUGGUCCGAGCCCCUCCCAGCGGCGCCUUUGGAAAGGGAAGCCACAGCACAGGCAGCGGGACUGCAGUGGCAGCAGGAGCAGCAACAGAGAGCGACGAGAAUCGACGUCGCAAAGGUCGAGGUGGUCUAUUGCGCAAACCUUUCGAAUUCUUUGCAGCCGCGAAGGCAAAGUACAACAGAGGAAGUAGAAACAGGGCUGGGUCGACGAAUGCUGCGACAGGAGACGCGGAACGCACAUUCCUGUCAAAGGAUGCCAUCUCGCCUGACGACACCCUUGAAUCCGUCCCUAUCGUUCCAACGCUGCUCCACUCUAGCCCUUCUCGAGGAAAGGUCAUGCCCAAUUUUCACGGUUUCAAGGUCGAGAGCGAGACUCUCGUCGAUGGCUAUCAGUCCCCUAUCAUCAAGGCGUCACCGAUGUCUUCCGACACGCUUUGCGAGGAGGAGCAGAAGCAACAUCUCUCUUGGCACUCGCCGACGUCAUCUGGAUGCCCCUCUAAGGGGGACGCUACCUUCGUCAUGGAGCAUGUUCACCGCCAUCACCCGCAAGACUUGGACCUCGUUGCCGUUGGAAGCCCUGAAGACGGCGUUGUCUACUACACUUACAACGACGAAACCUCUCCCCGCGAUCUAGAGCAAGCUACCUUCCUUCGAACUACGGCCUUGCAAUCGUCGAACGAGUCGCCAAGCAAAGGUCUUUCGAUCCGAGAGAUUCGCCAGCAGCUGCAGCAACAGUGCGCCAACAACGACAAAGACCUCGAAAAGGCUGUUGAGUCUAGACGCCGGGACUUUGAGCAAGAACUAGCUUAUAUUUCGCCGCCGCCGUGCCUCGAGAACAACGAAAAGCUGCCAAGUCCGCCGUAUCCGAUGAGGCCAUCCACGUCGUCGCCUUCGAUCGAAAAGGCCCACGAAGAAAGCCCCAAAUUUGAGAUCUCGCCGGGCAAGUUCCAGCGAAAGCCAAAGACGUCGCCCACUUCCUCUUCCCCCUCCUCGGCCUCAUCGUCGCCAAGCAAGAAGCCAACGACGCCUGGCGCACAAGGUUCGCUCUUUUACAAGCACACCGAGUCGUGGCAGCGACAGGCCGAUGAAGUUCAGCAACCCCCGCGGAGCCAGAGCAACACGACCAUCGACGCUCCUCGCUACAGCUGCACUUCCUCUCUUGCCUCGAGGCCAACAUCUUCGUCAUCCGCUCCAAGCAAGGUUAGCGCUACUUCCCCACUCCUCACUUCGAAGGAAACGACCAGGAAGCAGUAUACUAAGGGCACCGACGAGAAGGGCCCGCAAAGCUCGUGAUCAGCGGUGCGCCUUCCAUUCAUCACAACGGUCAACAUACCGCUCGUCCCUACUGUCUUUGACCCGGUUAAUAAUUGUCUUAUUUGUCCCUUUGAUCUCAUCACUCCAUGGCAAGCGUCAACUUUGCCAUGAUUAGCUUGCCAUGGUUAGCUUCGGUCUGGGUAAU